This is a messenger RNA of Guillardia theta CCMP2712, 848 nucleotides long. RefSeq lists its product as hypothetical. The transcript has 8 exons. The record is from RefSeq and is a predicted model, not a curated record. Bases 15 to 848 code for a protein of 277 amino acids. Lineage: Eukaryota; Cryptophyceae; Pyrenomonadales; Geminigeraceae.
AAGGGUCGUCGGCAAUGCAGGUGUGGAGCGCAAAGGAGCGAAGGCUCGCUCUGCUCGCAGCUGGAGUUUUGGCAUGUGCCGGCUUGACGUGCUUGGUGGUUUAUGGGACUCGAAACUCUCACAGAGCUGCUCUCACUUCAGACUGGCUGGACGGGUAUCAGUGGGUGCCUCCAUACCCCGGGGCAGGGCCAGAGACCCCGGACUGGCAGGUCACUCCGGCGUCCGUCGGGCAGGGAGCGCUGAACGCGUUUGAUCCCUCCCACCAAGAGUCCAACGUGUUGGCAAACAGCUACGUCUUCCCCGAUUACGCUCGCCGCUCUCGCCGCAUGGCGCUGUACCAGUACCCCACCAAGAGGAUGAGGAUGGUGCCAACCAACUCCCUGUGGGUUGGAUCGCCCAUGAAGUUUCUGCCUCCUGAUGGAGACUAUCCCGGCGGCUCCACUGGAAUCCCUCUGGACGGGUAUCUGGCGUAUGAGACUGGAUGGGCCAACGACGGGCCGUUCCAUGGAGAGCUUGCUCCGAUGCAGGAGGCAGGCAUCGCGUCAAGGGCUCGACCCACCUCACUCAGCAUCAUGGAUCCUGGCCAGGAGCCAGCUCCCUUCGACGAUUGGGACCUGGGAAACCAGGCGGCGCAGCUGGACCGGACUUACGACGCGAACGUGUGGGAGAACGCGAGGCAGCCGCUGACGGACUACAACAUGGGCAAGAUCAGCUGCAACAUGGGGUCGGACUGUCACGAUGGGACCCAUCAUGGUGGAGUUCAUGAUAACGGGAUACAAAUUUAUGACAAUUAUCAUACGGGGUCGAUUGAUCCCAGCUCCGACAAAAGUGUCAACCCUGAAUAUUAG